AUGUAGACAGCAGUGAUGUCGGAUUAGUGCACUGAUGAACGCUUUGACCUGCGAUCUGUUCGCCGGAGUACAGAAUAGUGCCUGUGACAUUGAGAUCGGACUUUCUGCUUGUCCUUACAAAGUGAUCGGGUCGGAUCGUGACUUUACCAGGUGCGGAUUAGUAUUAGAUCUUUUAUAAAAGAGAUCGGUUAUGAAUUCAGAAGUUUUAGAUCGUAUGUCCUUGUGCGCGUUAUAUGAGCUCUGAUGUAACUGAAUUAGGUGAACGGUCACCGCCUGCUGACCCCUCUAGCACUGGAGAUUUUUAAUGCUACCAGACACCUUUCUUAUCCCAAGGUGGUUCUUAUACUACGAGUGCAAUGUCUCUGGUUUUUCCACGACCCAACACCAGUGCAAUCGGCAAAAAGGACAAGAGACUAAUGGCUGAGGUAAAUGCCUCCCCGCUUAAGCACUUCGUUACCGCCAAGAAGAAGAUCAACGGUAUCUUCGAGCAGCUUGGUGCUUACAUCAAAGAGAGCUCGGCCUUUCUAGAGGAGACCUACAGCAAUGAGGAGCUGGAUCCAGUCACCACAGAGGAGCAGGUUGGUGAGGUACGGGGCUACCUGUCCAAGGUGGCCGGGAUUGGCGAGGUGCUGUCCCGCAGGCACAUGAAAGUGGUCUUUUUUGGAAGGACCAGCAACGGCAAAAGUUCAGUGAUCAACGCCAUGCUGUGGGAUAAAGUCUUACCAUCCGGGAUCGGCCACACCACCAACUGCUUCCUACGGGUGGAAGGGACUGAUGGCAACGACGCAUUCCUGCUUACAGAGGGAUCAGAGGAACGGAAGAGUAUAAAAACGGUGAACCAGCUGGCCCAUGCGUUACAUCAGGACCAAGAGCUGGAUGCAGGCAGUCUGGUGUGUGUCAUGUGGCCUAAAGCCAAAUGUGCUUUGCUGCGUGAUGACCUGGUGCUGGUAGACAGCCCUGGUAUUGACGUGACCACAGAACUUGACAGCUGGAUUGACAAGUUUUGCCUGGAUGCUGAUGUUUUUGUGCUGGUAGCCAAUUCAGAAUCCACACUAAUGCAGACGGAAAAAUCCUUCUUUCACAAGGUAAAUGAACGCCUCUCCAGCCCCAACAUUUUCAUCCUGAAUAACCGCUGGGAUGCUUCUGCCAGCGAGCCUGAGUACAUGGAAGAGGUUCGGCGACAGCAUAUGGAUCGCUGCACUAGUUUUCUAGUAGAUGAACUGGGGCUGGUGGACCGAGCGCAGGCCGGCGACCGAAUCUUUUUCGUGUCUGCUAAAGAGGUGCUGCAGGCACGUGUGCAGAAGGCUCAGGGAAUGCCUGAAGGAGGUGGAGCCCUGGCUGAAGGCUUUCAAGCCAGAAUGUUUGAGUUCCAGAACUUUGAAAGACGUUUUGAGGAGUGUAUUUCCCAGUCAGCGGUGAAGACCAAGUUUGAACAGCACACCGUGAGGGCCAAGCAAAUCUCAGAAGCUCUUCGGCUCAUCAUGGACUCUGUGCAUGUGGCAGCCCAAGAGCAGAGGAUACACUGCAUGGAUACCAAAGAGGAAAGAGAGGACCGGGUGGAAUUCAUUGAAAAGCAGCUGGACCUGCUCACCCAGGACUGUAAAAACAAGAUCAAGAAGAUUACAGAGGAAGUUGAAAAACAGGUGUCAAACGCAAUGGCAGAAGAGAUAAGGAGGCUGAACGUGUUGGUGGACGAUUUCCACAUGGACUUCCAUCAUUCACAAGUGGUCCUGAAGGUGUAUAAAAACGAGCUUCACAGACAUAUAGAGGAAGGACUGGGCAGGAAUAUGUCUGAUAGGUGUUCCAACGAAAUCAGUGGAGCACUUCAGACCACGCAGAAGGACAUGAUUGACGGCCUGAAGCCCCUGCUGCCUGUAUCGGUAAGAGAGCAGGUAGACAAGAUGGUGCCCCGUCAGUGUUUCAGCCUCAGCUACGACCUCAACUGUGACAAGCUCUGCAGCGACUUUCAAGAGGACAUCGGCUUCCAUUUCUCGCUGGGCUGGACCAUGCUGGUCAACCGCUUCCUCGGCCCCAAGAACACUCGCCGUGCCCUCAUGGGCUACAACGACCAGGUUCCUAGACCCUUAGCCAUCACUCCGGUCGCUACCGCCAUGCCCCCCUUUCCACAGGGCUCUAUGACACAAGAAGAACUCAUGGUGUCUAUGGUGACGGGACUUGCAUCUCUUACUUCCCGAACGUCCAUGGGUAUCAUCGUCGUCGGAGGCGUGAUCUGGAAGGCAGUGGGCUGGAGGAUGAUUGCUCUGUCUGUGGGGCUCUAUGGUCUUCUCUAUGUGUAUGAGAGACUCACCUGGACCACCAAAGCUAAGGAGAGAGCCUUCAAGAGGCAGUUUGUGGACUACGCCAGUGAGAAGCUCCAGCUCAUCGUCAGCUACACCGGCUCUAACUGUAGCCACCAGGUCCAGCAGGAGCUGGGAGGCACCUUCGCCCAGCUGUGCCAGCAGGUAGAUGUGACUCGGCAGCAGCUAGAGGACGACAUUCAGGACAUGAACCGCAAGAUCGAACAGCUGGACACUCUGCAGAGCAAAGCCAAGCUGCUUAGGAAUAAAGCCGGCUGGUUGGACAGUGAGCUGAACAUGUUCACUCAGCAGUACCUACAGCAGAAUCGAUCCUAGCCAGGAUGCCAGUCCACUAGCCUGACCGAGACCAAUUAAGAGAGUGUACCAGUGUCCUCACAUCGCGUCAUCUUUCGUCCUUUCACACAAACUAUAGACCUAAGAUCUUUUAGCCAUGCUUUUUAUAAAUGAGGGUGUGUAAUUAUCUCACAUUAUUUGCCAUCAAUGCUCUGAAAUAAUUAUUUUUGCUUUUUUUGGCAUUUAGUGUCAAAGUGUAUAUUGCCUCCGAGUGGUAGAGCUGUGCCACCUUGAGUCGGGUGACCUUUAUUUUCUCUUCGUAAAGAGACAUUGACUUGUGUCUGGAAUUAUUUAUUUAUUCUUCGCGUCUGAUAUUUGACGUCUUUGCCCUUUUACGGCUGUUAAAUACGCAGCAUUUAGUCCUGGAGUGGAAUGUAAUAUCUGAUGAAAUAAUUAAUUAUUAAAAAUGCUGUUUGGCUUUACGGCUAUGACAUGACAUGCUAUGCAGGGUGAAUUCACUUUAGAGACGUACUCCAAUCCUUUAAGCUUCUGUAUGACUGUUUGGAGCUCUAUAAGAGAGGCAUUAUGCAGCCGUCCCCAUUCCAGUAUGGUUUGGUACUAGUUAACUGGUAUUCCUGGUGUGUGUAGAUGCAGAAGGAUUCCAGAAUGUGGUCUGAUGUGCACUGAGGUUGAGAAUCUGAUGGUAGGAGGUGAAGUUUGGCAUUUUAUUUAGUAAAAGGCAUUGCCCAAGUUACACGAGACCCAAAGACAUCCUUUUGUGUGUCCCUAUUUUUAUUUCUUUUUUAUUUAUGCAUAAAAGAACACUGUGCUCUUACACUUCCACCGCUCCUGUCGGUGCUUUAACCAGACAGUAGGAGUUGACUUUGCAGGAGCAUGCUGGACUUCCCAUCCGGCCCUCUUACCACUCAGCCAAAUCUGCUCGGCCAGCCUUUGUGGGACCCCGUGUCUAAGUCUCGGUGGGACUCUAUGCUGUUACACACUAGACUAGACUAUUGAUGUAGAAAAAAAUUACACCGCUUUUUGCAAAGGGACAAAGUUAUCAAACACCUAUAACACUCAUGUAUUUGCCUUUUUAACUGGUCGCUCUGCCUUCAAGCAAACGUUAUAUGACAGUUUCAUAUCUUGUCUUGUACACUGAACUGUAAAGAAAUUUUUGCCCAUUUUUCUUUGCAGUCUCUCCUAAUCUGUAUGAAAUUCUGCUGUACAUAAAGUUCCAAAUGAUGUGCCUGCAACAACAGGGCAAAUCAAAAAGGGGGUGAUUACUUCAGUACAGGCUCUGUGGCAAAGACCGGAUUCAGGCUCUUUUAAAACAGGGAGCAAUUACUUUUUCACAACACUAAGUAUUUAUAUUUUAUUGUUAAGUUUGCAUCAUUUUGCAACAAUCACACUACCAAGGCUGCACAUGUAUUAGAAUGCAACAUUGUCGAUAUGAACAAGCUUAGUAAGCGCAUUCCAAUCUCAGAUUUAUAUGAAAUCUAAUCAGAAACAUGAACUGACCGCUACUAAUCCCAGCUGUUUAUUUGUUUACAAGCAAAAAGCUUCAUUAACGAAUUUAUGAAUUCAAAAAUAUAUAAGGUACCUAUUGGGUUUGGGUUUUUCUGCACCGUUUUGUCUUAAACUGAGAAUAAUAACAAUGAACACGAUACAACUUAUAGAAUAAAUACGCUCUAUGUAACCACCCAUGCUUGUGUGUACACCACCGAUCCCUCUUACUUCCCCAGUAGUAUGAAGCAGCCUGUUUAUUUAUGAUUGUUCUAGAAAGAGAUCUGAAUGGUCCUUUACUGAUUGUGCACUUUACUUUUGCUGCUUUUUUUUUUUUUUUUUUUUUUUUUUUUAAA
Trichomycterus rosablanca is the source of this 4450-nucleotide messenger RNA. It is a transcript of the gene mfn2, whose product is annotated as mitofusin 2. Gene Ontology annotation, molecular function: GTP binding; GTPase activity. The coding region runs from base 357 to 2633 and encodes 758 amino acids. Gene Ontology annotation, cellular component: mitochondrial outer membrane. Gene Ontology annotation, biological process: mitochondrial fusion; mitochondrion localization. The record is from RefSeq and is a predicted model, not a curated record. NCBI's taxonomy places the organism in Eukaryota, Metazoa, Chordata, Actinopteri, Siluriformes, Trichomycteridae. The transcript has 18 exons.